Messenger RNA from Prunus mume (Japanese apricot), 5023 nucleotides. Lineage: Eukaryota; Viridiplantae; Streptophyta; Magnoliopsida; Rosales; Rosaceae. The record is from RefSeq and is a predicted model, not a curated record.
AUGGCGGAGGAAGCAGAAAGAGCCGUGGGGGAAUUUGGCCCCCCAGUGGCAACUCCCUCAGCGAUCCGACGUCCUGCUAUUGCAGCCAACAAUUUUGAGAUCAAACCAGCCAUGAUCACCAUGCUGCAGAAUUCAUCUGUAUUUUGUGGUCUACCGAAUGAAGAUCCCAACAUCCAUCUUGCGAUAUUUUUGGAGAUUUGUGAUACGUCCAAGUUCAAUGGAGUAACUGACGAUGCGAUUCGUUUAAGGCUUUUCCCCUUCUCCUUGAAAGAUAAAGCCAAGCUUUGGUUACUGUCACAGCCACAAGACUCCAUCCGUACUUGGGAUGAUUUAUCUAAGAAAUUCCUUGCUAAAUUUUUCCCACCAGCCAAAACUGCAAAAUUCCGACAAGAUAUCAUGUCAUUCGCUCAAUAUGAUAAGGAACCUCUAUAUGAAGCCUGGGAACGAUUCAAAGACUUAUUGCGCAAGUGUCCUCACCAUGAGCUACCAACCUGGAUUCAAGUUCAGACCUUCUACAAUGGGUUGAGUCAAACAAGCAGGACACUAGUUGAUGCAGCUGCUGGAGGGGCUUUAAUGGCAAAAACGGCUACCGAAGCAUUUGAAUUAUUGGAGACCAUGGCAUCCAACAACUACCAAUGGCCAAGUGAGAGAAUGAAUCUGAAGCCAGCUGGGGUCUUGGAAGUCGAUGCUAUGGCUUUGCUAACAGCACAAAUUUCUAACCUUACUAAAAAAGUUGAUUCUUUAAGUGUUAAUUCUAUAAACACUAGUACUAAUUUUGGUUGUGAACUUUGUGCAGGCCCUCAUCCAAGUUCAGAGUGUACCACAGGGAACCCAUUUGCGUCUGCUGAGCAAGUCAAUCAGGUUGGAGAAUUGAAUCGACAAAGGAAUAAUCCUUAUUCCAAUACAUACAACCCCGGUUGGCGAAACCAUCCAAAUUUUUCAUGGAGCAAUACUCAGAAUGUGCAAAGACCACCACCUGGCUUUCCGGCUCAAGAGAAGAAAAUAAAUUUGGAAGAUGCUCUUACUCAGUUGACUAUGUCUACCACCCAAUUCAUGACUGAAACAAAAACUCAAUUUCAGAAUCAGCAAGCUUCUAUUCAGAAUUUGGAGGUGCAAGUUGGCCAAUUAGCUAAUGUCAUAAGUGGAAGAAACCAAGGAGUAUUUCCAAGCCAACCUGAAGUUAACCCGAAAAAUCAAGAACAAGCAAAGGCAAUCACUCUUCGCAAAGGGAAGCAAGUAAAUACAGCGAUCGACUUGGAAAAAGAAGCAUUAGAGAAAGAAAAAGAAGCUAAGAAGUUUGCGGCAGAAAUGGGGCAUGCAUUUUCACCACCAAUCACCACCACAGAAAAAUCCCAAGAAGAAGAAAAUUCUAUACCAAUUCCUUCUCUUCAAUUGAAGCCAUAUGUCCCACAAAUCCCUUUUCCACAGAGGUUGAGAAAAAAUAAAGUUGAUGGGCAGUUUGCAAAAUUCUUGGAGAUGUUCAGAAAGUUACAGAUCAACAUUCCUUUUGCUGAAGCUUUGGAACAAAUGCCAAGUUAUGCAAAAUUCAUGAAAGACAUUCUCUCCAAGAAGAGGAAAUUUGGAGAGCACGAGAAAAUCCAACUAACAGAAGAGUGCAGUGCCAUCUUACAACGGAAGCUUCCACCAAAACAAAAAGAUAGAGGGAGUUUUAAAAUUCCAUGCACUAUUGGAAAUAAUUUCUUUGAAAGAGCUUUAUGUGAUUUGGGUUCUAGCAUUAACUUACUACCUUUAUCUGUUGCUAAAAAGAUUGGUAUUGGUGAAAUUAAACCCACUACUGUUUCUUUGCAGAUGGCGGACAGGUCAAUCACAUACCCAGAUGGAAUUAUAGAAGAUGUCCUAGUAAAGGUUGAUACACUCAUAUUUCCGGCGGAUUUUCUGGUUUUGGAUAUGGAAGAAGAUUCUGACACGCAGCUAAUUUUGGGCCGCCCAUUCCUGAUUACUUCACGCACUCUGAUUGACGUAGAAGAAGGCUUACUAACUUUGAGAGUUGGGAAUGAACAAGCGACAUUCAAAGUUUUUGAAGCAAUUAAAUUUCCAAGAGAAGCGGAGGAUUGUUUUCACAUAGAAUUAAUAGAUGAAAUUGCUUCAGACACAUUUAAAAAGGAGAAUCCGAGCCAUCCAUUGGAAUCUACAUUGGUCCAUGCUGCUACCUCCCAAGAUGACAACCCCAUGGUUGCUGAAUAUGCCUUAUAUUUGGAUGCAUCACAACCAUACCAUCCAAGGCAAAGGAAUCAGUUCGAACCACUAGGAGCAGCACCUCCUAAGGCUGCACCUUCUGUAAUUGCUGCACCUACACUCACUCUGAAGCCAUUGCCAACACAUUUGAGGUAUGCUUAUUUGGGAACUUCUGAAACUUUACCAGUUAUUAUUGCUGCAAAUUUGAGUGAAACUGAAGAAGAAAAAGUAUUACGGGUUUUGAGAAAACAUAAAACUGCAAUUGGGUGGACAAUCGCUGACAUCAAGGGUAUUAGCCCUUCUAUGUGUAUGCACCGAAUACUAAUGGAAGAGGAGCAUAAGCCAUCUGUGGAGCAUCAACGCCGAUUGAACCCCAACAUGAAAGAAGUGGUUCGUGCAGAGGUAUUAAAAUUGCUUGAUGCAGGUAUUAUUUACCCUAUAUCUGAUAGUAGUUGGGUAAGUCCUACACAGGUUGUGCCAAAGAAAGGAGGGAUGACUGUUGUAAAAAAUGAAAAUAAUGAGUUAGUCCCAACAAGAACUGUUACAGGAUGGAGAGUCUGCAUAGAUUACAGGAAAUUGAAUUCUGCAACCAGAAAAGAUCACUUCCCACUGCCUUUUAUUGAUCAGAUGCUAGAAAGACUUGCUGGGCAUGCCUAUUACUGUUUCCUAGACGGAUACUCAGGAUAUAAUCAAAUCCCUAUCGCGCCUGAAGACCAAGAAAAAACGACCUUCACAUGUCCAUUUGGCACUUUUGCCUAUCGUCGUAUGCCUUUUGGGUUAUGUAACGCUCCUGCCACUUUUCAGCGUUGCAUGAUAAGCAUUUUCUCUGACAUGGUGGAGCGAUUUAUUGAGGUAUUUAUGGAUGACUUCUCUGUUUUCGGUUCAUCUUUUGAUUCUUGUUUGGAUAAUUUGGCAUUGGUAGGUAUUGAGGUUGACCGUGCAAAAAUUGAGACCAUAGAAAAGCUACCACCCCCUUCUACAGUGAAAGGAAUUCGAAGCUUCUUGGGACAUGCUGGGUUUUAUCGUCGAUUUAUUAAGGAUUUCUCAAAAAUUACAAAGCCUCUUUGCAAGUUGUUAUUGAAGGAUUCUGAAUUCAACUUCGAUUCAGACUGUUUGGAGGCAUUUAAUUUAUUGAAGAAAAAGCUCACCACUGCACCAGUCAUUAUGGCACCUGAUUGGGAAUUACCAUUCGAGAUUAUGUGUGAUGCCAGUGAUUAUGCUAUUGGAGCUGUCUUGGGUCAAAGGAAGAAUAAAUUACUACAUGUAAUUCACUAUGCAAGUCGUACAUUGAAUGAUGCUCAACUGAACUAUGCCACUACGGAAAAGGAAUUGUUAGCAGUGGUAUUUGCAUUGGAUAAAUUUCGUUCUUACCUAUUGGGUGCGAAGGUAAUUGUGUAUACGGAUCAUGCAGCUUUAAAAUUUUUGCUCGCCAAGAAGGAAGCAAAACCAAGACUAAUUCGAUGGGUUUUAUUACUUCAAGAGUUUGAUAUUGAAAUUCGAGAUAAAAAAGGGUCUGAGAAUGUGGUGGCCGACCACCUCUCUCGGCUAGUCCGUGAGGAUGAAGUUAUAGAAGAUGUUGGGCCUAUCCUAGAGACAUUCCCGGAUGAGCAAUUAUUUUCCAUCAACUCUGAGAAAGAAUUCAUCACUCCCUGGUAUGCAGAUUUUGUAAAUUACCUAGCUUGUGGUAUUCUUCCCCCUCAUAUGUCUUUUUAUCAGAAAAAGAAAUUCCUAUCAUUGAUUAAACAUUAUUAUUGGGAUGAUCCUUAUUUGUGGAAGCACGGUCCUGACCAAAUUAUACGAAGAUGUGUACCUGAGACAGAGAUGGCUGACAUAUUAUUGUGUGAUCCUUGCCAACGUACAGGAAAUAUCUCUAGUCGAACCCAAAUGCCCUUGAAUAAUAUUUUGGAGGUGGAAUUGUUUGAUGUUUGGGGUAUUGACUUCAUGGGUCCGUUUCCGGCAUCAUAUGGGAAUUUGUAUAUUUUGGUUGCAGUGGAUUAUGUAUCCAAAUGGGUCGAAGCAACUGCCCUACCCACGAAUGACGCCAAGGUUGUGGUCAGAUUUCUACGAAAGAAUAUUUUUACAAGAUUUGGGGUCCCUCGUGCAAUUAUUAGUGAUGGAGGUACGCAUUUUUGCAAUCGUCAAUUUAAUUCCCUUCUUGCAAAAUAUGGCAUCACCCAUAAAGUGUCUACUCCCUACCAUCCGCAAACUAGUGGGCAAGUUGAAGUUUCGAAUAGGGAAUUGAAGAAAAUCUUGGAAAAGACGGUGAGUGCCUCUAGGAAAGAUUGGUCAUUAAAAUUGGAUGAUGCACUAUGGGCUUAUAGAACGGCGUUCAAAGCGCCAAUUGGGAUGUCACCAUAUAGACUUGUUUUUGGGAAAGCAUGCCACCUUCCGGUGGAAUUGGAGCAUAAAGCGUUUUGGGCUAUUAAAACACUCAAUUUUGACAUGAGUUCAGCAGGGGAGAAGAGGAAGUUACAAUUGAAUGAGCUAGAGGAACUUCGAAAUGAAUCGUAUGAGAAUGCGAAAAUUUACAAGGACCGUACAAAGAAGUGGCAUGACAAGCACAUCUUGAAGAAGGAAUUUUAUGUGGGUCAAAGCGUUCUCCUCUACAACUCACGGUUGAAACUUUUUCCUGGGAAACUUCGCUCUCGUUGGUCUGGGCCAUUCACGGUGUUAACAGUGUAUCCUUAUGGGACGAUUGAAAUCAAGAACGAUCGUGACGGUACAACUUUCAAAGUUAAUGGCCAUCGACUCAAACCUUAUGUGACAGCCGCAUUUCUUGAGGAGGAGAGCACCGUCCUACUCGAUGAUCCCAAGUAAACGCAUCCAA